CUACCCCCCCCAGCUAAGGUAUGUCUCUUUAACACGUGAAGGGCAGGCUGACAAGCAUUAAAGCGCUAUCUUCGAGUAAAUUAGCUAAAAUUUUGACAUACGUUAAUCUAAUGGCUAGUGACGGCGUGAGGACUGACCCUCAACUUCAGCAGUUCAUUGAAAUAGAGUCUCAAAAGCAAAGGUUUCAGCAGCUGGUUCAUCAAAUGACAGAAGUCUGUUGGGAGAAAUGCAUGGAUAAGCCUGGUCCGAAGCUUGACUCAAGGACAGAAGUGUGUUUUAUAAAUUGUGUUGAACGUUUCAUUGAUGCAAGCCAGUUCAUCCUCAACAGACUUGAACAAACUCAGAAGACAAGAGACUCCUUCUCAGAGACCAUAACAGACUAGCUGAACCCUGAGACCAGAACAGACAUUUUCUGUUCCUACAGCCCUUGUGAAAUAACAGUCAUUAAACAGUCAAAAUGCCUGA
Molecule: messenger RNA, 465 nt
Organism: Neoarius graeffei (lesser salmon catfish)
Lineage: Eukaryota; Metazoa; Chordata; Actinopteri; Siluriformes; Ariidae
Gene: timm8a
Product: translocase of inner mitochondrial membrane 8 homolog A (yeast)
Exons: 2
Coding region: 111-383 (90 amino acids)
Source: RefSeq, a predicted model, not a curated record